AUGUCUGCAGCUUGCGCCAACUGUGCGUGUGGGCGCCCGCCUUACCUGCAGCAUCAGCAGCAGCGAGCCCUCGAAGUACCCCCGUCAGCAACGGUGCACGCCGGGACGGGGCGGCCGGUGCAAAUCUCUGGCUUCCUCGCGGCCCUUCCGCCAGUCCAUUUCUCCGCGAAGCCUGGCCUGCCCCCUUUAGAGGCAUCCCUGCCGGCUCCUCGGGGCACAGGCCCCGCAGAAGGGCCGAGGGCCGAGCCCAGCCGCUCCACGCCUCUCUGCCCAAAGCCGCAGCGGCGACAGUGGAAGGGAUUCCGGCGCGCCGGGGACGCGGCGCCUUUAAGGCGGCCGCGGCGGCCGGGCCCUCCCCGAGAAGGGGCGGGGCUCGAGCGCUUCCCGCGAAACCUGGACAAGAAGGCGAAGGAGCUGGUCAACGUGAUCCUCUCACCGGGCCAGAAGCAGGAGAGGGGGGCCCAGCCAGAGAAGGACCUGGCCAGAGAGACCCUCGCACAGCUGAGAUGCCGGCUGGAGAAGCUGACCCAGAAAGGCCAAGUACCGGCCGGUACCUCCGAAGCCAAGGGAGACGUAAAGAGCAGGUUGCAACGGGCACGGCUACUGGAGACCAAGAUCUGCGCCAGGAAAACGGCGGAGGAGGAAAAGGACCGCCUCUCCCAGCUCCCGUUGGCCACGCAGGAUCCUAAGCCAGAAGCAGAGGGCAGUGAGAAGGUGCCGGCCUACCAGCGAUUCCACACCCUUGCGCAGGACGUGCCCCCCGGGCUCACGCUGCCCUACAAGUACAGGCUGCUGGCCGAGAUGUUCCGCAGCAUGGAAACCAUCGUCGGGAUGCUUUUCAACCGCUCGGAGACAGUGACCUUUGCCAAGGUCAAGCAAGGCGUCCAGGACAUGAUGCGGAACAUGGAAACCAUCGUCGGGAUGCUUUUCAACCGCUCGGAGACAGUGACCUUUGCCAAGGUCAAGCAAGGCGUCCAGGACAUGAUGCGCAAGGAGGUGGGCAUAGCUGUGAACGGUGCCCUGGCGCCAGCUGAGAUCUCGUGGAGGUUGCUGCGUGGUAAGAGAGACAAAUCCCUCUUCUUGGUUUCAGGCGAGAAACUGUCGGCUUCACAUCUGCUGGAGCGCCAGAAAGUGUUCAACAGGAACCUGGUUAACGUCGUCAAAGAGCAUCACAAGGCUUUCCUGGCGUCCCUCAACCCUCCCAUGGCGAUUCCAGAUGACAAGCUGGCCCGAUGGCACCCUCGGUUCAAGGUGGACGAAGUGCCCGAUAUUGUGCCGGCGGAGCUCCCUCGGGCCCCCCAGGUGGAUAAGCUCACCACGGCCCAGGAGGUGCUGGCGAAGGCGCGCACCAUGCUGACCCCGAAGAUGGAGAAGGCCUUGGCCAAUCUGGCCCUGAGGACAGCCGAAGCCAGCCCCUCUGUGCCAGAGCCUCCCAGGUCCGCCCCGCCUUCUCCAGCCCCCACCCCCAGCAGCCUGAAAGGGGUGUCGCAGUCCCUGUUGGAGCGGGUCAGAGCCAAGGAAGCGCAGAAGCUGCAGGCCCUGAUGACGCGGGACCCUCUGCAAGAGCGGCGGCUUGAGAGGCUGGCCCGCCUGCCCGAGAUGGCGCGGAUCCUGCGCAACGUGUUUGUGGCCGAGAAGAAGCAGGCUCUCACCAUGGAGGUAGCCUGCCAGCGGAUGACCGAGAGCUACCGGGGCCUCCUGAUGCCUGGAGAGAUGGAAAAACACCUCCGCCUCUUCUCGGAGCUGCUGCCGGACUGGGUGAGCGUCCUCCCCGUUCGGACUGAGACCUACGUCAAGCUGGACAAAAGUCGAGACCUCAACGUCAUCACGGAGCGCCUGACUGCCCGGGUCAAGGAAGAGAAGCAGCCGUGACCCCCGUGCUGCUGACCAGAGAUGCUCACAGGGACACCGGGAAUUCUGCCUGGGCAAGGACUUCUACAGAGGAGUCCCAGGCAGUGGCCUCUGUUUCGCUUGGUCAUAUCCACCUCCCCUGCAGAAGAUGCUGCUGCAAGAGUUUUAGCCUCCCCCCAUAUUACUCCUGUGUGCCAAGUUUCAAAGCCAGGGAAGGCACUCAGUGGAUUUGCUUGCUUCCGCAUGGCCUUGACCACUGGAGGAGGCAGCCUUUCCCCUAAACUAUAAAAAG
Messenger RNA from Gekko japonicus, 2143 nucleotides. It is a transcript of the gene CDT1, whose product is annotated as chromatin licensing and DNA replication factor 1. The transcript is spliced from 11 exons. The record is from RefSeq and is a predicted model, not a curated record. Gene Ontology annotation, cellular component: nucleus. Gene Ontology annotation, molecular function: DNA binding; DNA polymerase binding. Lineage: Eukaryota; Metazoa; Chordata; Lepidosauria; Squamata; Gekkonidae. The coding region runs from base 1 to 1872 and encodes 623 amino acids. Gene Ontology annotation, biological process: DNA replication checkpoint signaling; mitotic cell cycle; DNA replication preinitiation complex assembly.